AUGGACGUUCUGUCGACGAACGGUCCCAACGGGACUCACAGUCCUGCCCUACUAGAGCCAGUCGACCCUCUCCUUGUCCUCGAGCACAUCGCCCAUCUGAUCGAAACCACUCUCGGUGCAGCUCGAAGAGAACUCGAGGCAGUCGGGAGCCUAUUGUCGAAUACCACUCAUGCCGAAUCCCUGAGCAAAUGUGCCCAUUUUGCGCAGGACCCCCAGGCGGCCCUCUAUGCGCAGAAAGACGUCAGGGAAGAGUUGGUUAAUGGCCAUGAUCAGACACCUAAAAUCGAACAUGUCUAUACCCUGUCUUCCGAACUGUCCCCUGCACCUACAACCGUCGCUUCCGUCGCCUUUUUGAAGCUGGCUGGACCCCUCGAUGGCCGAAAAUCUAUCGCUAGUCAAAUCCAGGUCUUUAACCUUCCCGGCUCCUACACGGUCGGUGGAGAGGGUAAUCGCAAUGCCGAGGUUGCCUCACCAUACGAGGUUGUCUAUUCCCUUCUGCACAAUGUCUUGAGCCCCUACUUCGAUGCUUAUACCAGAGUACAUGGCUCGGUCGACCGCAAUUGGUAUGACUCCCAGGCGAAGAGUGGCGUUCCAGGCGCGAAGCGACGAAUGAAGGAGUUGGAAAUGAGUCUGCUGCACCUCCAGCAAAAUACAGAUAUACCCUUGGUCCAUUUGCCAAUGCACGAAGUGGUCAUGGAGGCUCUACACGACGCAGCAGCUCAGAGUAUCUCCCCUUCUGUCCAGCUGAUACCGGCGCACGUCCUUGAAAACAGUACUGUUCUGAACAGUAUCCAGAAUCAUGUCAACGGCUGGAUCAAAUCAAUCCAGGGUGUCACCAAGCUCGCCAAGGAUGGCCCUUCAACUCAGUACUCCGCGGCACAGGAGAUCAAUUUCUGGCUAUCGCUCGAGUCUGCCUUGAAUAAGUUGGAGGACGAGCGACAUUCUGACGGCGUCAGGUUGACCCUGGAUAUUCUCAAGAAGGCCAAACGACAACAGGCUGUGGUCAGUUUCGAAACCGACACCGGAUUGAAAGAUGCACUUGAGACCGUCCGCAAUUACAAUACUCUCAUGCGAGAUUUCCCCUUGGAUGAACUGUCUUCCGCCACCUCGCUUGGAAAAGUGGCAGAGGCCCUAGUGCUGAUCUUCAACCAUCUGAACAAGAAAUGGAGGGUCUGUAACUACCCCAUCCGCCGCGCACUGAAGUUGGUGGAGGGCAUCUCCGAGGACAUGAAUGAACAAAUCCACAACCUUCUCCGGGGCCGGUCGAUCAUGUCACUGUCCUGGUCGGAAUUCACUGAUCUGAUGAGUUCGGUCAACCUGAUCUGGGAAACCUGGGAUGACCAGAUAAAGAGCUUCACUGCUGUUGCCCGAGAGAUAACGAGACGAAAGAACACGGACUUUGUACCCGUCAAGGUGGUGCCGAGGCAUGCGAAGACCCAAGAACGUCUGCGGUACGUCAAUCGAUUUCGAAACGACCACGAGCAGCUACAACGUACCAUUGUCAGCGUCCUUGGAACCAAGGCCCGCGCGAACGGCCUCACACGGACACCAGACGAAGGUGGCGCUGCGAUCAUCGAGGAGCUUGGAGACGUGGAUGCGGUGGAGGAAGUCAAAGCUGCGUACGAAGUUGUCCGACAUGUGGAUGUCUUGGAUGUCACAACCAAAGGCACAGAAGUCUGGGUUCAGGCCGAAUUGCAAUACACAGAACGGACAUCUCGCGUGGAAGACUCGAUUAUCACUAGGCUGAGAGAUCGCUUAGGCAAGGCAAAGACCGCAAACGAGAUGUUCCGUGUUUUCGAAAAGUUCAACCCGUUGCUAGUACGUCCGAAAGUUCGAGGUGCAAUAGCAGCAUAUCAGACUCAGCUCCUGGACAACGUAAAGAACGCCAUAGCUUCUCUUCACGAACGGUUCAAGCAGCAGUAUGGCGGUUCUGAGGCGCAGAUGAUGGCUCAGCUUCGCGACAUUCCGCCAGUGGCAGGUGCCAUACUCUGGGUCCGCCAGAUUGAGUCGCAGCUGAAUAACUACAUGUCCAAAGUCCAAGCCGUACUAGGCGAAGAGUGGAUGCUGCAUACUGACGGCGAGAAAUUGCAGACCGAGAGUAACAUGUUCCGAAAGAAACUCUCAACGAGAGAAAUCUACGGCGCAUGGCUCCAGGAUAUCCAGUCACGGGAUAUCUCAGUGACUGGGCGGCUUUUCAUGAUUCUGCGAAGUCGAAGUGCCAAUGGCGCUCUGGAACUCAGUGUCAAUUUCGACAACCAUGCCAUCUCAUUAUUCAAGGAGGUCAGGAAUCUCACGUGGCUGAAUUACCAGAUCCCGCACCGCAUUACCACUACGGCCAAACAGGCUCAACGUGUGUACCCCUAUGCCUUGAGCCUGAUGGAAAGUGUUGCAGGAUAUUUCUCCGCCGUUCGGGUCAUCCAGGAGAUGCCAAACGUCACGCCCCUGAUGGCAGGCUAUGAGAAAGAAGUACAGAACCUCUUCUCUACUGGGGUGCGAUUGCGGUGGGAUUCCUUCAUUCACUCGUACGAAUUGCACAUCAAAGGAAAAUCGACGAGUAAUGACUCUGCGCAUGUGCAAUAUGUGCGUGACAUGGCCACGGCUGUUACCACACUUCAGAACAAGACUGCAACCGUAAGGGGGCUUGACCAAGCCAUUCAGCUCGCGCUAUCGGAAAUGAAGACCUGCCGGUACUCGGCAGAGAACUUCCAAGGCCAGAUGGACGUUAUCCAGAAUGCCGUGGACAAGAUGAACUUGGAAAACUAUGCGAAUCUCUCGACUUGGGUCAGUGAUCUGAACCUGCAGCUGCGGCAGAUUCUUGAAGAACGGCUUCAACAAGCCCUGCAACAUUGGACAAGCUCUUUCCCCUCAGAAGCACAAGAAAACACUCCAGCCAUCUACUCUGCGGCAGAAGACAAGGUCUAUGAUGUCCGCUUCCCCCAAUUGCAGAUCGAAAUCAUGAUGAACAACCAGACUGUAUUCGUCGAUCCGCCGCUGAACUACAUCAAAGCAUCUUGGAUACAACAACUGGAAGAUUGGUUGGAUGUGUUGUGCCAUUUGCCUCAAAUUAGAGCGUCUCGUUAUCAAGUCACUGCAGAUGCUAGUUCAGCGCAGUCGACGCCUACAUUUACAGAUCUACCCUUGCAAAACGUGGAGUCGCUACAGAAAGCAUACAAUGCGAUCGUCAGCAGGAUCGAUGCUAUGGCUACAUAUCUCGAAGAAUGGUACACAUAUCAAAACCUCUGGGACCUCCGCAGCGAGCAAUUGCACGAAAGCCUAGGCGAUGACCUUGCGCAGUGGCAUCAGCUACUUCAGGAAGUGCGCCACGCCCGGUCAACCUUUGACACCUCCGAAGGACGAAAAACCUUUGGGAGCGUGACUUUUGACUAUGAGCAGGUGCAGUCAAAAAUUACCCAAAAGUAUGACCAAUGGCAGCAUGAGAUCACGAGCAAGUUCGGCAGCAUUCUUGGUAACCGCAUGGCGGAAGUGUUUACUGACAUGCAGCGGGCUCGCCUUGAGCUUGAAAACCAGUCACUCGAAGCCUCCUCUACUGCGCAAGCUGUGACAUUCAUCACGACUGUACAGCAAUGUCGCCGAAAUGCAGCUCUGUGGGGACCCGAGGUGGAAAUCUUCAGGCAGGGACAGACGACUCUCUCCAGACAACGGUACAAUUUUGGUAAUGACUGGCUCUCGGCCAAUCAGGUGAGCGAUGAAUGGGAUGCCUUUGAGGAGAUCCUCACUCGCAAGAGCAAAGUCAUCGAGGACCAGACGGACGCUCUGCGGGCCAACAUCAUCGCUGAAGAUCGCGUCAUUACUGGCCGCAUCACUGAUGUUGUUGCCAAAUGGUCCGAAGAGAAGCCUGUGUCAGGAACUAUCCCGCCGAACGACGCAGCUGAGCUCUUGCGGUCUUACCAAGUUCGGAUGGAGAAGCUUCAGAGUGAGGCUGAGACGGUGUUGAGAGCAAAAGAAGCCCUUGCGCUGCCCUUGACAAGAGAUAGUGCCUUACCAGCCGCCUUGGAGGAAGUCAGUGAUUUCAAGUCCGUCUGGUCUGCCCUGUCCACCAUCUGGCAGAGCAUCAACGAGCUGCGUGACACGCUGUGGACAAGUUUGCAGCCCAGGAAGCUUCGUCAAUCGCUGGAUGGUCUGGUCAAGAUGACAAAAGAGAUGCCUAGCCGCAUGCGACAAUAUGCUGCCUUUGAGCACGUUCAAAAUGUCCUACGGCAGUUGAUCAAGGCAGGCCCCCUUCUGAACGACCUCAAGUCUGAUGCAAUUCGAGAACGGCAUUGGCAAAAGAUCUACAAAGCUCUGAGGCCGAACAAACGAUAUUCGGAAGUCUCUAUGACUUUGGGAGAUGUGUGGGAUCUCCAAUUGGUCACCAGCGAAGCGACUAUUCGAGAUAUCAUCGCGCAAGCCAGAGGAGAGCUGGCGCUUGAAGAGUUCAUCAGACAAGUACGCGAAACGUGGCAGAGCUAUCCGCUCGAGCUUGUCAACUAUCAGAACAAGUGUCGGCUCAUUCGCGGCUGGGACGACCUUUUCACGAAAUGCAGCGAGAACCUCAACUCUCUUCAAGCAAUGCGACACUCACCUUAUUACAAGGAGUUUGAGGAGGAGGCCUCGGCAUGGGAGGACAAGCUAAAUAGAGUCCAUGUUUUGUUUGAUGUUUGGAUCGACGUUCAGCGACAGUGGGUCUACUUGGAGGGCGUUUUCACCGGCAACAACGACAUCAAACACCUGCUACCCACAGAGUCCAGCAGAUUCUCGAACAUCAACACUGAGUUUUCUGCAGUGAUGAAAAAGGUCUACAAAUCUCCAUUUGUAAUGGAUGUUCUUGGAAUUCCUGGGGUACAGAAGUCCCUGGAGCGCCUUGCCGAGCUCUUGAGCAAGAUCCAAAAGGCUCUUGGGGAGUAUCUUGAACGAGAGCGUGUCUCGUUUCCUCGGUUCUACUUUGUUGGAGAUGAGGAUCUGCUUGAAAUCAUCGGGAACAGUAACGACACUGCGCGUGUGGCAAAACACUUGAAAAAGAUGUUUGCCGGUAUUUCCGGUGCUGAAGUCAGUGAAAACAGCAUCAUCACAGCAGUGACCUCAAAGGAAGGCGAAAUUGUCCAGCUCAAAAAAGAGGUGUCUCUGAUUAAGCUGCCCAAAAUCAACGACUGGCUCACUGCGCUUGACAACAGUGUCAAGCAAACGCUAGCCGAAUUACUCGCGGAGGCUACCAGUGCAUUCCGCCCGCUUUUCACCGCCCCCGAGCUUGAUGCUGCCCUGUUCCACGAGUACAUGACGAGUUAUCCCGCCCAGAUAAUGAUCCUGGCCGCUCAAGUUGUGUGGACGGACCUUGUUCAAGACGCGCUCGAAGCGGCGGGCGAAGGUUUGUCCAAACUGCACGAGUACGAGGCGAGGCUGCUCACUCUACUGGCUGAAAGUGUAUUGCAUGAUCUCCCGACGUUGGCCCGCAAGAAAUGUGAACACUUCAUUACGGAGGCGGUUCAUCAACGAGAUGUGAUUGCGAAGCUUAUCAAAGCCGAUGCCAGAUCGCCGGGGCACUAUCUAUGGCUGCUCCAAAUGCGCUAUGUGUAUGAUCCCAAUGCAGACCUCAUGAGUCGACUACACAUUGAGAUGGCCAAUGCUGUUCUGGACUACGGUUAUGAGUACCUCGGUGUGCCGGACCGCCUCGUGCGGACUCCCCUUACUGAUCGUUGCUUCCUGACCUUGACACAAGCGCUUUGCCAGAAGCUAGGAGGAUCUCCCUAUGGGCCUGCCGGAACAGGCAAGACGGAGUCGGUCAAGGCGCUAGGUCUUCAGCUUGGACGGUUUACCCUUGUCUUCUGCUGCGAUGACACUUUCGAUUUUCAAGCCAUGGGCCGCAUCUUCCUUGGGCUGUGUCAGGUCGGGGCUUGGGGUUGUUUUGAUGAGUUCAACCGUCUCGAGGAACGGAUCCUCUCUGCAGUCUCGCAACAAAUUCAAAACAUCCAGAUCGGCCUCAAAAACAGCACCCACGAGCAGAAAGCACAGAUUGACCUGGUCGGACGGCGCUUCAGGGUCAACCCCAAUUCUGGACUCUUUAUCACCAUGAAUCCUGGUUACGCUGGACGUUCGAACCUCCCCGACAAUCUGAAGAAGUUGUUCAGAAGCGUGGCCAUGUCGAAGCCUGACAAGGAGCUAAUUGCCGAAGUCAUGCUAUUUUCGCAGGGCUUUAAAGAAGCCAAAGGAAUCUCGUCGCAAGUUGUUCCGUUCUUCGACCAUUGCGCUCAGCGACUUUCCAAACAACCGCACUACGACUUCGGCCUGCGAGCGUUGAAAAGUGUUCUUAUCAGCUCAGGCGGGCUGAAAAGGAUCAGAAUGCGAGUGGAGGAAGAGACUGUUGGCGACGAGCGCAAUCUUGAGCCAGAAAUCAUUGUGCAAAGUAUUCGAGAAACCGUGUCGCCCAAACUCAUCAAGGACGACGUAGAUACCCUAGUGGAGGUCCAGACUGAAGACUUCCCCGGCGUCGAAUAUGUCCCCGCAAAUAUGUCGAAGCUCGUGGAAGCGAUCAAGGAGGUCAUGAGGGAACAACAUUUGACAGAGAGCGAGGCGUGGAUGACCAAGAUUCUGCAGCUCUACCAAAUCCAAAAUAUCCAUCACGGUGUGAUGAUGGUGGGUCAAUCUGCCUCCGGCAAAUCCACGAUGUGGAAAGUACUUCUACAAGCUCUUCAAAAGGUCGAGGGCGUAGAAGGCGUGCACCAUGUUAUUGAUCCGAAAGUCAUGUCGAAAGAGGCUCUUUACGGAAAUCUCGACAACACCACUCGAGAGUGGACAGAUGGACUUUUCACUGCGAUCUUGAGGAAGGUCGUCGACAAUUUACGUGGUGAGGACAGCAAACGACACUGGAUAGUCUUCGACGGCGAUGUCGACCCUGAAUGGGUGGAAAAUCUCAACAGUGUGCUGGAUGAUAACAAGCUCCUUACCCUUCCGAACGGUGAACGCCUGAACCUGCCGGCAAAUGUCCGCAUCAUGUUUGAGGUCGAGAGCCUGAAAUACGCAACCCUGGCCACUGUCAGUCGUUGUGGUAUGGUGUGGUUCUCGGAUGACACUGUCAGUCCGUCAUUGAUGGUUGAUCACUACUUGCAGACGCUCGCCAACCGGACCUUUGAGGACUUGGACGACGAGAUCAAAGCAGCAGGCCUGACCACCAGAGCCCAGGAAACACAGCGGCACAUCGUCGAAACGCUGAGAGCCCUUAUCAAUCGCGACGACUUGUUGCUCAAAGCUCUCUCUGCAGCAACAAACCACAUCCAUAUUAUGGAUUUCACUGCUGCUAGGGCCCUUGAGAGCUUGUUCAGCUUGUUGGCCAAAGCCUGUCGUACGGUGUUAGAGUAUAACAUCUAUCACGCCGAAUUUCCUCUGGACCUCGAACAAACCGAGGCGUUCGUUUCGAAGAAGCUCUUGCUGGCAACGGUGUGGAGCUUUGUAGGUGACGCUUCUCUGAGCAUCCGAAAAGAAUUCGGCGAAUUCCUUGCAACAAUGACCAACGUCGACCUCCCAAGUCUUGACGUUUCCACGUCUCUGAUUGACUAUGACGUGACGCUACCUCACGCUCAAUGGGUCUCCUGGCAGUCACAGGUCCCUACGGUUGACCUGAAUACUCAUUCGAUCACUCAGACAGAUGUCAUCAUCCCAACAGUCGAUACCGUCCGCCACGAAGAAGUUCUGUAUUCUUGGCUGUCAGAGCACAAACCGCUGAUGUUGUGUGGUCCACCGGGAUCUGGAAAGACAAUGACGCUCUUCAGCGCACUCCGAAAACUGCCCGAUAUGGAGGUGGUGGGUCUGAACUUCUCCAGUGCCACACAGCCCGAACUGGUCGUCAAAACAUUUGAGCAAUAUUGUGAGUACAAGAAGACUCUCAACGGAAUGGUCCUCUCCCCGACUCAGCUUGGCCGAUGGUUGGUGAUCUUCUGUGACGAGAUCAAUCUGCCUGCCCCGGACAAAUACGGAACUCAACGUGCGAUCAGUUUCUUGCGGCAGCUCGUGGAGCAGAACGGGUUCUGGCGUCCAUCUGACAAAGUUUGGGUGACUCUGGAACGCAUACAGUUUGUCGGUGCAUGUAAUCCUCCGGAAGAUGUUGGGCGACAUCCAAUGGGAGCGCGUUUCUUGAGACAUGCACCAGUGGUCAUGGUGGACUAUCCUGGUGAAGUCUCAUUGAACCAAAUCUACGGGACCUUCAACAACGCCGCUCUCAAAGUUAUACCGACGUUACGUGGGUUUGCCGACUCACUCACCCGGGCAAUGGUCGAUUUCUAUCUCAAAUCUCAAGCUCGCUUCACCCCAGACAUACAACCACAUUAUGUAUACUCGCCCAGAGAGCUUACUCGGUGGGUUCGUGGCAUUUACGAAGCGAUCGCACCGCUGGAGCACCUGUCACUGGAAGGAUUGAUUCGCAUUUGGGCUCACGAGGCAUUGCGACUUUUCCAGGAUCGUCUCGUGGAACCGGAAGAACGCGCUUGGACAUCAGAUAUGGUCAAACAGACCGCCCUAGAGCACUUCCCAACAGCAGACAUUGACCAAUCAUUGCAAGGUCCAAUCCUUUUUUCGAACUGGCUGUCGAAGAACUAUGUCUCUGUUGAACAGGAGCAGCUCCGCGAAUUCGUCAAAGCUCGCCUCAAGACCUUCUGUGAAGAAGAGGUCGAUGUCCCACUUGUGCUGUUCAAUGAUGUUUUGGAGCAUGCUCUUCGCAUUGACCGAGUCUUCCGACAGCCGCAGGGUCAUCUCAUCCUCAUCGGCACUAGCGGUAGCGGGAAAACCACGCUAUCGAGAUUUGUUGCUUGGAUGAACGGCUUGAGCAUAUUCCAGAUCAAGGUCCAUGGGCGCUAUUCAGCCGAGGACUUCGAUGACGACCUCCGAGGAGUUCUUAGAGCCUGUGGCUGUCGCGGUCAAAAGAUUUGCUUCAUCAUGGACGAAUCCAACGUGCUAGACUCUGGAUUUCUUGAACGGAUGAACACACUGCUCGCCAACGGAGAAGUUCCUGGGCUUUUCGAAGGCGAUGAGUACUCUGCUCUUAUGACAGCUUGUAAAGAAGGGGCACAGCGCCAAGGACUUCUUCUUGAUUCUCAAGAGGAACUUUACAAAUGGUUCACCCAACAGAUUGUCCGCAACCUGCAUGUCGUCUUUACGAUGAACCCUCCCCAAGAGGGAUUAUCAUCGAAAGCUGCUACAAGUCCGGCAUUGUUCAAUCGUUGCGUGCUGAACUGGAUGGGUGACUGGUCUGAUCAAGCUCUCUUCCAGGUUGGGUAUGAGCUCACCCAGUCGAUCGAUUUGGACAAGCCAAAUUUCGCUGCUCCCAGUGGCCUCCCCAUCGCAUACCGCGACCUUUCGCUCCCGGCAUCACAUCGAGACACGGUUAUCAAUGCAAUGGUGCAUAUCCACUAUUCUGUCCAAAUGACCAAUGAUCGCCUGGAGAAACAGCAUGGCAUCGUCACAUAUCUUACACCUCGGCACUAUCUGGACUUCGUGACACAAUUCCAAAGACUUUUCCGGGAAAAGCGCGAAGACCUCGAAGAACAGCAACGACAUCUGAACGUGGGUCUCGAGAAGCUUCGGGACACUGUCGACAAAGUACGCGACCUGAGAGCUAGUUUGGCUCAGAAGAAGCAGCAGCUGGAAUUGAAAGAUGCAGAGGCGAAUGAGAAAUUGCAGCGCAUGGUCGCUGAUCAACGAGAAGCAGAGUCGAGGAAAACCGCCUCCAUUGAGAUACAGACUGCUCUGGAGAAGCAAGAGGUAGAGAUUGCCAGUCGCAAAGAGAUUGUGCUUGGUGAUCUAGCCAAAGCUGAGCCCGCCGUCAUCGAGGCGCAGCGAAGUGUCAGCAACAUCAAGAGACAGCAUCUUACCGAGGUUCGGUCAAUGGCAAAUCCGCCAUCCGGCGUCAAGCUCGCCUUAGAAUCAGUCUGUACAUUGCUCGGCCACAAGGUCGACAGUUGGAAGAGCAUCCAGGCAGUCGUUCGAAAAGACGACUUCAUUGCCAACAUCGUCAACUAUGAUAACGAGGAACACAUGACGCCGAGCCUCCGACAGAAGAUGCGUCACGACUAUCUCUCGAACGAUGACUUUACAUUCGAGAAGGUCAAUCGUGCAAGUAAGGCCUGCGGUCCCCUCGUGCAGUGGGUCGAGGCCCAAGUCAACUACUCUGAGAUCCUUGAUCGAGUUGGCCCAUUGCGUGCCGAGGUUGAGCAGCUCGAGGAUGAAGCCCUUCAGACCAAGGCCGAAGCGAAGGCGAUUGAAAACACAAUCACCAAACUGGAGGAGAGCAUCGGAACCUACAAGACGGAAUACGCCGCUCUCAUCAGUGAGACGCAGGCCAUCAAGAGUGAGAUGGCUCGAGUUCAGACCAAAGUCGAGCGCAGUCUCCGUCUUCUAGACAGUCUUUCGUCCGAACGCGUGAGAUGGGAAGCUGCCAGCAAAUCGUUCGAGACUCAAAUCCAAACACUCGUUGGCGACGUGGUCGUAGCAUCGGCAUUCCUUGCGUACGCAGGUCUGUACGAUCAGCAAUUCAGAAAGACGAUGGUUGAUGACUGGUUGCAUCAUAUGUCUCAAUCGGGGAUUUCGUGCAAGAGUGAAGGCUCGGUUCUGGGAUAUCUGUCGUCAGCCGACGAGCGGCUUCAAUGGCAGCGCCACGCCCUUCCUGCAGAUGACUUGUGCAUGGAAAACGCGAUCAUGCUGAAACGCUUCAACCGAUACCCCUUGAUCAUUGAUCCAUCGGGGAGAGUGACUGAAUUUCUGAAGCAGGAACAUCAAGGACGAAAAUUGACUGUCACCAGCUUCUUGGACGAUGCGUUUACCAAGCAGCUCGAAAGUGCCCUGCGCUUCGGUAACCCAAUCUUGAUUCAAGAUGCCGAGUACUUGGAUCCCAUCUUGACACACGUUUUGAACAAGGAGUACCAAAAGACCGGUGGACGUGUUCUCAUACAGCUGGGCAAGCAAGAGAUCGACUUCUCGGAACACUUCCAGCUCUAUCUGUCAACCAGAGACCCGUCUGCCGCCUUCGCCCCGGACGUGUGUAGCCGGACAAGUUUCAUCAAUUUCACGGUGACGCGAAGCAGUUUGCAGACGCAAUCCCUGAAUGAAGUUCUCAAAGCUGAGCGGCCGGACGUGGACAAGCGCCGUACCAACCUCGUCAAAAUGCAAGGUGAAUUUGAUACCAAUCUGCGGCAACUGGAGAAGAGACUCUUGCAAGCUCUCAACGAGUCUCGCGGCAAUAUCCUUGACGACGACAAUGUCAUACAAACUCUGGAAACGCUGAAGAAAGAGGCAGCUGUGAUCACCAAGAAGGUCACCGAGACAGAGGGUGUCAUGGCAGAAGUCCAACGCAUUACUCAAAGCUACAGCCGUGUUGCGAAUGCAUGCAGCGCCAUCUUCGCUCUGCUGGAGCAACUGCACCAUCUGAACCACAGCUAUCGGUUCUCUCUCCAAUACUUUGUUGACAUUUUCAACACCGUCCUCCACCACAACCCGCAUCUGAACAACACGACAGAUCAUCAGACACGCGGCGAGAUCAUUCUCAAGGACAUCUUUGUGGAGACAUAUCGCCGCACUUCUCUCUCCCUGCUACAGAAGGAUCGUAUCACCCUUGCACUGCUUCUUGUUCGAGCGACCCCGUAUGACUUUGACCGCUCCGCCAUGGAACUCAUCUUUGAGGAUCGUCCAGACUCACGGGGCGGAGUGCCUAACGAUGCCCAGGAGGAAGACAUUCUUGCUGCUGUAAAGCGACUUCCGAUAUUUGACCAAGACGCGUUGGACGCUAGCAGCAAUGAUUGGAAACACUUCCUCUCCGCCGAGCGUGCCGAAGAAUCUGUACCGGUGAUCUGGAACAACACUGACAAUGUCAUCGAUCAAAACCUCUACAAGUUACUGCUUAUCAAACUGGCCAGACCGGACAGAUUUCUGCCUGCCGCCGAAGAACUAGUCGGCAGUGUAUUUGGCUCCGACUUAUUCCAAGCUACGGACGACUUGGGAACAAUUGUCAAUCAGGUCACUGCGUCCGUCCCCAUCGCUCUUUGCUCGAAUCCUGGCUUUGACGCCAGCUACAAAGUGGAAGCCCUUGUCGAGAGGCAAAAUGCAACAUGUGCCAAUGUCGCCAUGGGCUCGGAUGAAAGUGCCACAAGUGCCGACAAGGCAAUCACAGGUGCUGCGGCCAACGGCACUUGGGUUUUGAUCAAGAACGUUCACCUUGCACCACAGUGGCUGCAGAGCCUCGAAAAACGCCUUUCCUCUUUGAAGCCUCACCAAGACUUCCGAUUGUUCUUGUCGAUGGAGUCAAGCCCCAAGAUACCGGUCAAUCUAAUCCAGGCAUCAAGGACACUCGUGUACGAACAACCAGCAGGGAUGAGGGCAAACAUGAAGGACACAUUGACAGUGCUCUCAGACCGAGGUGCGAAGACUCCCGUUGAAAGAGGGCGCCUGUACCUUCUUCUCUGUUUCCUACAUGCAGUCCUCCAAGAACGACUGCGAUACGCACCGGCCCUUGGGUGGAAAGGACUGUGGGAAUUCAACGACAGCGACUACGAGUGUUGUUCAUACAUUAUCGACUCCUGGAUUGAUACAGUCGCGCAAGGACGGUCGAACAUUGCCCCAGUGAAAUUACCUUGGGAUCUGAUUCGCACGUUGAUCACCGAGAUGUAUGGUGGCAAAAUUGACGACGAGGGAGACUUUUCCUUGCUCGGUCAGAUGGUGGGCAAGAUCUUUGGCCCUGCUGCCUACGAAAAUGAUCAUGAGUUGGUGUCCGAUUCUGAAGGGCACACUCUCAAAGUCCCAUCGGGGACAACGAUGAGAGACUUUCUAGGCUGGGUGGACAAUCUUCCGGAGCGUGAGCCGCCUGCGUAUCUGGGACUCCCUGCCAACGCAGAGAAAGUGUUACUGAUGGGCCAGGGACGAGAGAGCAUCAGCAACCUUGCACGCAUCAUGGAUCUUCUAGAAGAAGGGGAGCAAUCAUCGGCAGAUGAUCAGGCUCGGAGUCACGGCGAGGCCUGA
Capronia epimyces CBS 606.96 is the source of this 12990-nucleotide messenger RNA. Its product is annotated as dynein heavy chain, cytoplasmic. The transcript is spliced from 2 exons. Gene Ontology annotation, molecular function: ATP binding; dynein light intermediate chain binding; ATP hydrolysis activity. Gene Ontology annotation, biological process: microtubule-based movement. NCBI's taxonomy places the organism in Eukaryota, Fungi, Ascomycota, Eurotiomycetes, Chaetothyriales, Herpotrichiellaceae. Gene Ontology annotation, cellular component: dynein complex. The coding region runs from base 1 to 12990 and encodes 4329 amino acids. The record is from RefSeq and is a predicted model, not a curated record.